Messenger RNA from Gryllus bimaculatus (two-spotted cricket), 634 nucleotides. Lineage: Eukaryota; Metazoa; Arthropoda; Insecta; Orthoptera; Gryllidae. The record is from the annotation of a GenBank genome assembly.
GGCGGUGGCAGUCUGGUCGCGACCAGGCAGCGUGCCCGAUCGCCUGCCUGCUUGACUGCUCUCGCCAGCCAGCCGCGCCCGCGCCCGCACUCGCGCUCGCUCUCGCCCCCCCAGUGGCCCCACGUGUGUGCACGUGUGCGUUCGCCGCCGCCUCUCGCUGCCCCCGCCCGGCCGGCCGCCGCGGGCCGAGCAAGGGCCGGCGCCCCUCCCCCUUCGCCCACUCAUGGCCCUCGCGGGGCCGCCGUCAUCGUCGUCGUCGUCGUCGCCCUCCCACAACUUCACCGUGCUGGUGGCCGAGGUGGCCGACGACGGCUACGACACCCUCGUCGCCGACAUCUGGGUGGGCGUGGUGCUCACGUUGAUGGUGCUGAGCUGCGUGUGCUGCGUGUGCUCGUGUCUGCUCUACCACAAGUUCCAGCAGUGGAAGCGCAGCGUGCUGGCGGCGCGCGGGCCGCCGGGCGAGGCGACCGAGGCGCCGUAUGCCGACGUGGAGUCGCUGCCGUCGUACACCAUCGUGUCGGGGUUGCCGUCGUACGAGGAGGCGCUCCGGCAGCUGAGGCUGGCUCGCGAGCGGCGCGAAUCGCUCAAGAGCGCGUCGGACCUCGCGGCGCCGCCUCCGGCCUCUCCCACCGCC